AUGAGACAAAAGAUGGAAUCUCAGGUGAAGCAUGCUAUUGUUGUCAAGGUUAUGGCCCGUACUGGGUCUAGAGGACAGGUAACUCAGGUUAGAGUUAAGUUUUUGGAUGAUCAGAACCGUCACAUCAUGAGGAAUGUGAAGGGACCAGUGAGAGAGGGAGACAUUCUCACCCUUCUUGAGUCUGAGAGAGAAGCUAGGAGGUUGCGCUAG
Molecule: messenger RNA, 210 nt
Organism: Sphenostylis stenocarpa
Lineage: Eukaryota; Viridiplantae; Streptophyta; Magnoliopsida; Fabales; Fabaceae
Source: the annotation of a GenBank genome assembly